Molecule: messenger RNA, 1258 nt
Organism: Schistosoma guineensis
Lineage: Eukaryota; Metazoa; Platyhelminthes; Trematoda; Strigeidida; Schistosomatidae
Source: the annotation of a GenBank genome assembly
AUAGCGGUUAUCUGGGUUUUGCGUUACACGUAAGCUACUGUUCUCUCUAACUUUCCAUAUAAACACAAAUCGAUUGAAAGAGUUUGCCAAACUAUCUCCUCAAUUAUUUUAUUAUAUUUAAAGUAUGGCUUUAGAAGAUUUAAUCAGUCCUAUAAUCUCUAAAGAAUGCUUUUAUAAGUUUACAAAAGAAGGAGAUUUAUUUGAUGGUCCAUGUUUUAAAGCAACUAUUAGUAAAUUAUUAGGAUAUGGAAUAGUUAUUGGCUCUUCACUUGUUAAAAUUCCACAAGUAAUAAAAGUUGCAAAAUGUAAAAAUUCAUUUGGUUUGAGUAUACUUUCAAUUUUACUUGAAAUGAUCUCUUUAACAUCUGUAAGCGCUUACUCAUUUGCUAAUGGAUUCCCGUUCAGUGCUUAUGGAGAAGGAGUCUUUUUAGGUAUACAAAAUUUCCUCUUGGCUAUUAUGGCAAUAACUUGGACAUAUUCACAUAUUAAAGCUGUCCUAUUCUCUUGUGCUUAUAUAGCAUGUGUAGCUGUUCUUUUAUCUCCAACACUUCCAUUAUCAAUAUUGAUACUAUUUCAAACAGUUAAUCUUCCAAUUAUGUUAUCAUCUAAGAUUGCUCAAAUAUGGACAAAUUAUUGUAAUGGGAGUACAGGUCAAUUAUCAGCUAUUACACUGUUCCUAUUUGCUUUAGGUUCAACUGCACGUAUAUUUACAUCAAUUCAAGAAACUGGUGAUAAUCUAAUGAUUAUAUCAUGUAUAUUAGCUAGUCUAUGCAAUUACAUAUUAAUGGGUCAAUUAGUCUAUUAUUGGAAUGUAUCAUCUGUUUCUAAAAUUGACCAACAACAACAACAACAACAACAACAACAACAAUAUUCAACACGAAAAGUUAAAGUGAAUUAGUUCUAUGUUCUUUUUAUUGUUACUAUGUUAUCGUUAUUCUUUUGUAUAUGGAUUUGAAAUACGAACACAUUAUUCCAUGUAUUGUUUCAACGUGUUAUUUAUUUAUUUAUUUAUAUUGGUUCCCAUAACUUGUUAAAUUGGUUGCUAAUUCAUUUAUUCAUUUUAGUUACUAUGUGAAUUCAUGAUCAAUAUACAUGUGGGUUUUUAUAAUUAGUUUUAAUAAUAAACAUAAUCUUAUUAAUUUUUCUAAGGAUUUGUAUUUGUCGGUUAGUAUUCAGGACUGUAGUUGAUCGGUGAUUUUUUUCUAACUUGAUAGCUUUGUGUAUUUAGAAAAUAGGUACUAGGUAAGGAUGGCAAAUC